This is a messenger RNA of Westerdykella ornata, 1731 nucleotides long. RefSeq lists its product as uncharacterized. The transcript is spliced from 2 exons. The record is from RefSeq and is a predicted model, not a curated record. Bases 1 to 1731 code for a protein of 576 amino acids. Lineage: Eukaryota; Fungi; Ascomycota; Dothideomycetes; Pleosporales; Sporormiaceae.
AUGGGUUUCAUGAGACGCCUCCUCCGCCAGAAGAGCCCCAAGCGCAAAGAAGUGCGUACACGCGACGACUACCACGCCUUCCAGAGCACAUACAAUGGCCCGGACUGCACUGCACGGCUGGACGACAAGAUACUGCGGCGCAUCUUUGAGGAGGUCUGCCCGCAUGCCAUGGACGAGAGCUUCGACAGCAGCGAGGAGUCAGGCAACGAUGGCUGCAUGACUUGCGAUAUGCGCGACCUAGCACAUUGCGCCCUGACCAAACGGCAAUGGUAUAGUGUUGCCGCUGGGUUGCUAUACAAAAGCAUCCGAAUUGAUGCCGUCCACUACUGCGAGCUCGAGGAGGUGUACGCCGAACAACGCAAGCGCAAGUCCCGUAACGGCGAGGAAAUCGAUCCUCCGACGACGCGAUUGCUGCAGCUCUGUCGAACAGUGCGGGAUAACCACUACCUCGGCCAGCGUGUCCGCUUCCUCAAACUCCCCUACAUGACGCGCGAGUCCUGCAAGGCAGACCUUGCUCGAACCGUCUCCGUAUGCCCCAACCUCGAAUACGUCGACCUGCCCGACGGCUUCUACAACGGCGAUUCCACAUGCCACACCCUCCGCCAAGAGCUACAGGCGCGAUGCCCGCACAUCCGCAAGAUGAAGUUCAACGAAGGCGGCGAACAACUGCUCGACUCCAUCCUCCAAGGCGCCUUCCAGGAGCUCCGCGUCAUCGAAAUCUCCAAGAUCCAAAUCGAACCGAGCAUCCUCCGCCGCGUCCUCGGCCACCUGUCCUGGCUCAACGAAGUGUCCUUCUCCAACGUGUCCUGGCUCAACGAUUCCUUCUUCCACGCCGUCAACGGCAUUCCCGACUUCCCCGCCCUGGAUACCCUCCGUUUGAGCAAGAUCCGGAACCUCACCCCGCAGGGCCUGGAACAAUAUCUCUCCAAUCCACUAUGCCGCGACAUGCUCCGCACCUUGCACAUCAAAGAAUGCCCGCUCCUCACCGUGCCCACGCUCCACCUCAUCCUCCGCUCCGCCACGUCCCUCGAAACCCUCGAAUACAUCUCUACAGUCUCCACCUCCCUCCCCAUGGACCCCCUCCCACCACUCACCUCGCGCACCCUCCGCACCCUCAAAUUCGAAAUCCUCCCCUCACCGCAAACCGCAAACGUCAUGUACCCGCCUCAAGAAUCCCACUACCACUACCUCACCACCUCGCUCCUGUCCAACUCGCUCCCGCUCCUCCGCAAACUCUACGUCCGCGACCCCACCUUCCCGGAAUCCCUCACCAUCGCUCCCCCGAUCCGCCCCUUUGCGGAGUCGUCGCAGACCGCGCCGCCGCCCAGGGGCUUCACGCAACCCCUCGAGGUCUUCUCCAAGGGUACAGACGACCUCGAGUGGAUCUUCACGUCCAUCAUCCCGUUUGACGCGUCGACGGGCCGUCGCGGUAGCCUCAGCGGCGGCCGUCCCGUGUCGUCGUAUUCGGCGCACAGAGGGCUCGGGCCGCAGUGGGGUGGCGAGGCGCGCAAAUCGAUUGUCGUUCCCAAUGGGUUCGGGGGGUUCUUGGCCGUGCCGGCGGCGGACGAUGGGAGGCCCCGGAGCGCCGGGAGUUGGUCGCAUGGGGGUGGGGAGGGCGCGAGGCGGCUGCAGGGCCAUGGGUAUAGUAUGAGUAAUGGGAGUGUGAGGAGUAGUUUUUUCGGGGGCGCGGGGCGGGAGAGGAGGGGGAGUAGGGCGGAUUUGUGGAGGUAA